Drosophila obscura is the source of this 1552-nucleotide messenger RNA. Its product is annotated as phenoloxidase-activating factor 2. Bases 118 to 1488 code for a protein of 456 amino acids. The record is from RefSeq and is a predicted model, not a curated record. Gene Ontology annotation, molecular function: serine-type endopeptidase activity. NCBI's taxonomy places the organism in Eukaryota, Metazoa, Arthropoda, Insecta, Diptera, Drosophilidae. The transcript has 3 exons. Gene Ontology annotation, biological process: proteolysis.
UAACGUUUAGCUCAAAUGUUUUAGUUGACUUUUUACUAGCGACCAGCAGCAAGUUUGUCUUGAGAUCUGCGGCAAGUUUUAACUCUAUAUACUUGCUCAUACAUAUAAGCAGCCACGAUGAGCGGCACAACGAGCAGAGGCCGCUGGUUCUGGAUGGCCAUGGCUGCCCUUGCCCUGGUGACGAACGCACAGGAUACGGUGUCGCCAAUGUGCCGUGAUGACGAGCUCUGCACCACAGUCGAACACUGUAAGGAGACGGACGACUCUGGCAGAAAGGGAAUCUCACCGCGCAUUGGCCGCUUUUGCGGCACGGGCCAGAUGUGCUGCGAACGCCUUCAGCUGGAGAGCUGGAAUGCCUCGAUGGCCGAGGGGGUGGAGCGACAGCAGAGGACAAACCAAAGGGUGGCCGUGUCUGCGAUAAGGGACACGAAUGGCAAUGUGCUGGAGCCGGAACCGAACGAGAGCUGCGGCAUGAACAUGGAGUGUGUGCCGCGGAAACUGUGCCGCGACAAUAUCAUCAUCGACGACGGACGCAACAUUAUCAAUCCCAGGAUCGGCAUGGGGCAGUGCACUCGGUCCCUGCAUCGCUGCUGUGCGCUGGACCAGAAGGUGGAGGCCAGCCAGAGUCCGUAUGUGGUGAAGCUGAGCGGAUUCAAGUACAAAAGCUGUGGCUGGAGCAACCCGCAGGGCCUCAUACCCGACAAGGACAAGUACAACUACACGGAGGACGUGUCCAUUUUCGGACAGUUCCCCUGGACGGUGGCCAUCUUCACGGGUCGCCAGCAGUUUCUGUGCGGGGGCACGCUCAUCCAUCCCCAGCUGGUCCUCACCAGCUCCCACAACAUCGUGAAUGAGACGGUGGACACUCUGAUGGCCCGGGCGGGCGACUGGGAUCUGAACAGUCUGGACGAACCGUACGAGCAUCAGGGGCGGCGCAUCAAGCAGAUCAUCAUGCAUCCUGAGUUUGAUCCGGAGGCACUGUUCAACGAUAUUGCCCUGCUGGUCCUUGACGAGCCCAUUCAGCUGGCACCCCACAUCCAGCCCCUCUGCCUACCGCCCCCGGAGUCGCCACAGGUUUGGGGCGACCUGUUAUCGGCCACCUGCUAUGCCACCGGCUGGGGAACCAAGGAUCCUAGCAGCGGCAGUCUGGAGCGCGUGCUCAAGCGCAUCCAGCUGCCGCUGGUGGAGCACGACGAGUGCCAGGCUAUGCUGAGGAAUACUCGUCUAGAAAAGCGCUUUCGGCUGCGGCCGAGCUUCCUCUGUGCCGGCGGCGACGAGGGCAAGGACACCUGCAAGGGCGACGGCGGAUCGCCGCUUUUCUGCUCGAUGCCCGGCCAAACGGAUCGCUACCAGAUGGCUGGCAUCGUCUCCUGGGGCAUUGAGUGCGCCGAGGCUGAUAUUCCGUCAGUGUAUGCGAAUGUGCCAUAUCUACGUCCCUGGAUCGAUGAGCAAAUCAAAGCACUCGGCCUACAGUUGAGUGGGCCAUGAGGAGUCCUCUCCUUGCGUUUAAUCUGAGCUUCAAUUAUGUGGAUUCAAAUAAAGAAAUAGAAGG